Molecule: messenger RNA, 213 nt
Organism: Dentiscutata erythropus
Lineage: Eukaryota; Fungi; Glomeromycota; Glomeromycetes; Diversisporales; Gigasporaceae
Source: the annotation of a GenBank genome assembly
UAUGAUGGAUAUUAUAAGGAAAGAAUCCAUCGCAGACUAGCAAAUUCAGCCGAGAUUCAUAAUCCAAAUUGGGGUGCAGAGAUUAAUGUAAUAUGUGUGGUAGGAGGUAAUAAUUUUCGACCAGACGUUGGCAUUUGGUUUCAGAAGCCAACAUUUGCACAAGGAACAAGACCCAUUGCCAACUUGUGCCCACCUUCAAACGUAUGGAUAGAG